Molecule: messenger RNA, 1200 nt
Organism: Hevea brasiliensis (rubber tree)
Lineage: Eukaryota; Viridiplantae; Streptophyta; Magnoliopsida; Malpighiales; Euphorbiaceae
Product: heat stress transcription factor B-4d
Exons: 2
Coding region: 182-1006 (274 amino acids)
Biological process (GO): regulation of transcription by RNA polymerase II
Cellular component (GO): nucleus
Molecular function (GO): RNA polymerase II cis-regulatory region sequence-specific DNA binding; DNA-binding transcription factor activity
Source: RefSeq, a predicted model, not a curated record
AUGAGAGAGAGAGAGAGAGAGAGAGAGAGAGAGAGAAGAAUUUGCUUUAAACAGAGAGAGCCAGUGAAUGUUCAGUGCAAGUGUUUUUCUAGAUAUUCUAAGUACUGAACAGAGCUGAGAAGUAUCAUUCUCUGAUAUUCCUCCAAUAGAAGUUAUUGAUCUUCUGGGUAAUUAAUGGGAAAUGGCUUUUACAGUGGAGAGGUGUGAUGAAGAGAUGGUGUUCUCUGUGGAAUCACAGAAGGCAGUUCCUGCACCCUUCUUAACCAAGACUUACCAGCUUGUUGAUGACCCUCUUACUGAUCAUAUAGUCUCCUGGGGUGAUGAUCAAGCUUCCUUUGUUGUGUGGAGACCUCCUGAAUUUGCUAGGGAUCUCCUCCCUAAUUACUUCAAGCACAACAACUUCUCAAGCUUUGUUAGGCAGCUCAACACCUAUGGAUUUAAGAAAGUAGUUGCAGACAGAUGGGAGUUUGCAAAUGAGUGCUUUAGAAAAGGAGCAAAGCAUUUGUUAUCUGAGAUCCACAGGAGAAAAACCCCACUGAAUCAGCACCCACCAGUAGUACUACCUCAUCAAAUUCUCCAACAAGAAGAAAGUUUUGGUUGGAUUGAUCCUCCAAUAUUUCCAUUAUCUCCAAAACCCACAACAGAUCUCCUGACAGCUCUCUCUGAAGAUAAUCAGAGACUGAGAAGGAAAAACUACAUGCUUUUAUCAGAACUUUCCCACAUGAAGAGCCUCUACAAUGACAUUAUCUACUUCAUCCAAAGCCAUGUAAAGCCUGCAGCAGCACUCCCCUAUGAGCAGAAGGGUUACAGUUCAAAAUCUCCUAAGAUUGUAGAAUUAGGUUCUUCAUGUCAAGAUCAAAUAAGCUCUAAAAAUCUUUGUUUGGGCAAGUCUUCACUGACUUUAACUGAGGAAGAAUCAAAUGGAUCAGUGAAGCUUUUUGGAGUGCCUCUCAGUGGCAAGAAGAGGCUACACUCAGAAGUGAUUGAUCAACAGAAAUUAUACUAGUGCAUGGUGGGUCUCCCUUUGAUUAAUCUAUAACAAUAUAUUGUAGGCUCCCAGCUGUUUUGGGCAAGAUUUUAUCAUAGGAUAAGCUUUUGUAGAUAAGUGGCUCAAGUUCAAUUGGAGUCAAUUAAUUAAGCUCACCAUAAAAAAAAAUGUUAUAUGUCUCCAUUAAUAAUUCUAGCUAGAUUUUUCAUUCA